Cajanus cajan (pigeon pea) is the source of this 5294-nucleotide messenger RNA. It is a transcript of the gene CPL3, whose product is annotated as C-terminal domain phosphatase-like 3. NCBI's taxonomy places the organism in Eukaryota, Viridiplantae, Streptophyta, Magnoliopsida, Fabales, Fabaceae. The record is from RefSeq and is a predicted model, not a curated record. Gene Ontology annotation, cellular component: nucleus. Gene Ontology annotation, molecular function: RNA polymerase II CTD heptapeptide repeat phosphatase activity.
AACCCCCUCUCCCUUCCUCGUUUUCCCAUUCUUCCGCCACCCUAGCGUAUCGUUUCUUCUUUUAAUUUUUUCGUCAUUAUUAUUAAAACAAUUUUCACUAUUACUGUUAUUUUUUUCUCUCUUUCGAAAAACCCGAUUGCUUCAUCGUCGGAUCUGAAAAAAGCCCUCAGCGAUUUCGAUCUCGCGCAACAGAUCCGACACCGUCAAACUUCGGAUUCAGUUUUAACACUGUUGUUGCGCCCUAAAUCUCACGAUAUUUCGAAGGACCCAAAUUGGAACCCUAAUUUUAAUCACUUCACCCUAAAACUUUUCCGCUGUUUCGAUCGCGAUUCCGCUCGUUUGUUUGUUUGUCGUUUUGCUCUGCUUUCUAUGGUUUUUGGAUCGUUAUUUGAUUGUGAGAAUUUGAAAGGAUUGGAAAAGAUGGGAAAGGAGGUUGAGGAUGUGGAAGAGGGUGAGAUUUCGGAUACUGCUUCGGUGGAAGAGAUUACGGAGGAGGAUUUCAAUAAGCAAGAUGUUAAGGUGAAUAAUAACAACAAUAAGCCCAAUGGAAGUGAUGCUAGGGUUUGGGCUGUUCACGAUCUUUACUCAAAGUACCCUACUAUAUGUCGCGGUUAUGCUUCGGGUUUGUAUAACCUCGCUUGGGCACAAGCCGUGCAGAACAAGCCUUUGAAUGAUAUUUUUGUGAUGGAACUAGAUUCUGAUGGUAAUGCUAAUAGUAACAGCAACAACUCCAAUCGACCGAGUUCUGGUUCUGUGAAUUCGAAGGAGGUGGUGAUGGUGGAUGUGGAUAAAGAAGAAGGGGAGUUGGAGGAGGGUGAGAUUGAUGCCGACGCUGACCCCGAAGCAGAAGGAGAAACUGUUGUUGUGUCUGCUUCUGAGACCGUUGCUGAUUCUGAGCAGCUUGGUUUGAGGGAUGUUCUGGAGGGUGUUACCGUUGCUAAUGUGGCGGAGUCGUUUCCUCAAGCUUGCUACAGGCUGCAGAAUGCCCUUCCUCAGGUGUCCUCUAGACCUGCUGAUCCUGAGAAGGAUGGUCUUGUUCGAUUGUCGUUUAAUGCAAUUGAAGUGGUUUAUUCUGUGUUCUGCUCUAUGGAAACAUCGGAGAAGGAACAAAACAAGGAUAACAUACUAAGAUUACUUUCUUUUGUGAAGGAUCAACAACAGGCUCAAUUGUUUUCUCCAGAGCAUAUCAAAGAGAUUCAGGGCAUGAUGAUUGCAAUUGAUUCUGUUGGUGCUUUAAGCAAUAGAGGGGCUAUUGGCAAGGAGAAAGAAUUGGAGACCCACGAUAUAAAGAUGGAAGAUCCAUCUGUAGAAGUUGCUGAAUUGAUUUCUUCUAGUAAGCAUUUGCAUACUGACACAAUUGGGGCAUUACAAGUUUCAAAAUUUGGACAGAAUAGUAUCAAGGGUAGAGGGAUUCUGCUCCCUCUGUUAGACCUUCACAAGGAUCAUGAUGCAGAUAGUUUACCAUCACCAACCCGAGAAGCACCGUCCUGCUUCCCUGUUAAUAAAUUACUUUCUACAGGAGAAUCUUUGGUUAUUAAAUCUGGGUCACCUACUCCCAUUACGGUGGCUGAGAAGAUGGAACUUGGCAGUGAAGAUUCUAAACUUCAUCACUAUGAAACUGACGCUUUUAAAGCUGUUUCCACAUAUCAGCAGAAGUUUGGUCGAAGUUCUCUUUUUACAAAUGAUAAACUUCCAAGUCCAACUCCUUCAGGUGAUUGUGAGGAUGAGGUUGUUGAUACAAACGAGGAAAUCUCUAGUGCAUCUACCAGUGGUUUUUUAACAAGCACCAAACCAAUCCUUUUGGAUCAUCAGGCUGUUUCUGCUACUUCCAUGGAUAGGUCCGGCCUGCAAGGAUUGAUUAGUUCUAGAGUUGACACAGCAGGUCAUGGGUCUUACCCAGUGAAAAGCUCUUCGAAGAGUAGAGAUCCUAGGCUUCGUUUCAUUAAUUCUGAUGCAACUGCCGUGGAUAACCAAUCUACAAUCAUACCUAAUAUGCCUAAAGUGGAAUAUGCUGGAGCGAUAAUCUCAAGGAAGCAAAAGGCUGCUGAAGAGCCUUCUUUGGAUGUUACUGUAUCAAAAAGACAAAAAAGUUCAUUGGAAAAUGCUGAACAUAAUAUGAGCGAAGUGAGAACUGCAGCUGGAAGUGGUGGUUGGUUGGAAGAGAUUACUGGGCCUGGAGCUCAGUUGAUAGAGAGAAAUCAUUUAAUGGACAAAUUUGGACCUGAACCCAGAAAGACUUUGAAUACAGUCAGUAGUUCCUGUGAUGGUUCUGCUAAUUUCAAUGCAACAAGCAUUAGAAAUGAGCAGGCACCAGUUACAAGUAAUAAUGUGACAGCUUCCUUACCUGCUCUUUUGAAAGAUAUAGCUGUAAAUCCAACCAUGUUGCUAAACAUACUUAGAGAGCAACAACUGAGAUUAGCUGAAGCCAAAAAGAAAUCUGCCGAUUCUGCUACAAAUGUGCUGCAUCUAACAAGCUUGAAUUCGACAAUGGGAACAGAUUCAACUGUGAGUAUUGGUUCAUCAAUGACCACUGGUGUUCUUCAUAGUUCUGUCGGAAUGCAUCCGGUUUCAUCACAAUCAACUUCCACGGCACACAGCCUACAAGAUGAUUCAGGAAAGAUUCGCAUGAAACCCCGUGAUCCACGGCGCAUUCUCCACAGUAAUAAUGCCACUCAGAAGAGUGGUUGCUUGGGGAACGAGCAAUUCAAAGUCACAGUAUCCCCUGCUUCAAACAACCAGGGAACUGGUGACAACAUCAAAGUCCCGAAGCUUGAGGGUAGGGUGGACACAAAAUUGGUGACUAGUCAAUCAAGUGCAGCACCUGAUAUUGCUCGACAGUUCACCAAGAAUCUGAAAAACAUUGCUGAUAUUAUGUCUGUUUCCCAAGAAUCAUCAAAUCAUUCUCCUGCUGCUCAAAAUUUUUCUUCUGCAUCUGUUCCCCUUACUUUAGAUAGAGGGGAACAGAAACCUGUUGUGUCAAACUCUCAGAACCUGCAGGCUGGUGUAGGAUCAGCUAAUGAAACUGGUGCAUCAGGUGCCUCUCGAUCCCAGAGUACAUGGGGGGAUGUUGAACAUCUUUUCGAUGGUUAUGAUGAGCAGCAGAAGGCUGCUAUACAGAGAGAGAGGGCGAGGAGGAUUGAUGAACAGAAUAAAAUGUUUGCUGCUCGGAAAUUGUGCCUUGUAUUGGACCUAGAUCACACAUUACUUAAUUCUGCUAAGUUUGUGGAAGUUGAUCCUGUGCAUGAGGAGAUAUUGAGAAAGAAAGAAGAACAGGACCGUGAGAAGCCUCACAGACAUCUUUUUCGCUUUCCUCAUAUGGGAAUGUGGACUAAACUCAGACCAGGAAUCUGGAACUUUUUGGAGAAGGCUAGUAAGCUUUAUGAGCUGCAUCUUUACACUAUGGGAAACAAGCUAUAUGCGACAGAAAUGGCAAAGGUGCUUGAUCCAAAGGGGGUUUUGUUUGCUGGUAGAGUUAUUUCUAGAGGCGAUGAUACUGAUUCAGGUGAUGGUGAUGAGAGGGUUCCCAAAAGCAAAGAUUUAGAAGGCGUUUUGGGUAUGGAAUCAUCUGUUGUAAUUAUAGAUGAUUCUGUGAGGGUCUGGCCUCAUAACAAAUUGAACCUGAUAGUGGUGGAAAGGUAUACAUACUUCCCCUGUAGUAGACGUCAGUUUGGACUUCUUGGUCCUUCCCUUCUCGAGAUUGAUCAUGAUGAGAGACCCGAAGCUGGAACUCUGGCAUCCUCUUUGGCGGUUAUUGAGAGAAUACACCAAAAUUUUUUCGCUUCUCAAUCCUUAGAAGACGUGGAUGUCAGAAAUAUACUAGCAUCAGAGCAGAGAAAAAUCUUAGCUGGUUGUCGUAUAGUAUUUAGUAGGGUGUUUCCAACAAGUUUACAAAAUCCUCACCUUCACCCGUUGUGGCAGACAGCUGAACAGUUCGGUGCUGUUUGCACCGCCAAUAUUGAUGACCAGGUUACUCAUGUAGUUGCACAUUGCCUUGGGACUGAUAAGGUAAAUUGGGCUCUUUCCACAGGAAGAUUUGUUGUCCAUCCUGGCUGGGUGGAAGCAUCAGCAUUGCUUUAUAGGAGGGCGAAUGAGCAAGAUUUUGCCAUUAAACCAUAAAAAACUGACCUAAAUCUCUUCCAUAAACUAAAAUAUGUGAAAACAUAAUCAAGAAUCACAUUGAUUUUGGGGGUGUGAAAUCAUUAGAUCGAAACGGGUCAGCUGAGUAUAGUUUUAAUUCAUGAUGAUUCUGUCCAUUGGAGAUGGUGAUUGGUGGGUGUAUGUAAUUUUACUAAGAUGACUGGCCAGUUGUUGAGGAGUUGAAUGGAGGACAAUAUGAGUGCCCUUUGGACAAGGGUUCGAUGCUGCAGGGCCUGACAGAAUUGGUUGAUUGCUUUAGGGACUAGGUGAGUGAUAUUGUGGGGGUGGCUUUUGUGAGUUGCUCCCAGUAAAUUUUGCCUGACAUGGUUUUGAGAGUGAUAUUAUUUCUGUUGCUGACAAUGGAAAGCAAAAAUACCUCGGCAUUUAGAAAGUUAAAAUGUGGAGGAACUCAGCUUGAGGGAGGUUGACUGAUCCAUAUUGGGAGGGGUGAUAAAAAUUCUUUUGUUAGAGAGAACUCGAGUGUAAGGAGAAGGGGGUUCUAGAACAGUCAGUCAGGAUUUUUUGGAAAUGGAUUCGUGGCCCAGCAAAAUGGAUUUCUGAUAACUAAAUUUGUAUAUCAAUGCGUCACUGCAAAGCAUGAGGGGCUUAAAUUAACCAAGCAUUCACUACUCCCUCUCCCCAAAACAAUGAAAGCUUGGCAGGGAGGGGGAAGAAUACAAAACGAAAGCAAGCAUGUCUAAGUCUAACCAUGAUUUAUGGUCGGGUCCUUUUACCCUUUUGGUUGCUUCUGCCAUCAAUUUAUGCGGAUUGCAUUGCUUUACAAAUUACAACAACACAAUAGGAAAAUCUUAAGAAUUUGCAAAAUUGGCAAUCUAAUUCGUGAGGUCAUUUUUACAGACAAAAGCCUUCUCGGCCAAUAUAGUAAGAGGAAAAAAAUGUUUUACUAUAUACCCAAUAAUAAUGUCAAAAUAUUGUUGUGCAGCAUACUGAAAAAGGACCACAGAAAUUAUACCCUCGUGUAGUCGUGUCUGUUUAAUUUUGGCAACAUUAAUGAACCCUUGUUUGCUGUCUGGGUCUCGUAGCUGGCAUGUUCAUGCCGCUGAAAUGAGUAGUAUCUUAUUGGUUGACGUUUUUAUAGAGAAAAACUAUCAUUGUUUACUAAUAAACCAAAAGGUGUAGUUUUUGUUUAUUCCACA